This is a messenger RNA of Cercocebus atys (sooty mangabey), 3621 nucleotides long. RefSeq names its product olfactory receptor 4D5. NCBI's taxonomy places the organism in Eukaryota, Metazoa, Chordata, Mammalia, Primates, Cercopithecidae. Bases 674 to 1630 code for a protein of 318 amino acids. The transcript is spliced from 3 exons. Gene Ontology annotation, molecular function: olfactory receptor activity; G protein-coupled receptor activity. Gene Ontology annotation, cellular component: membrane. Gene Ontology annotation, biological process: G protein-coupled receptor signaling pathway. The record is from RefSeq and is a predicted model, not a curated record.
AGGAGGUUUGGUCCUCUCUAUGCGCCCUCCGCGGGCUGCGGCUCCGUGCUCCCAGAGCACCCAGUGCGAAGAAGCCUCGGACCCCACAGCUUCCGUCCGCGGCCCCCAACUCCACUCUGCAGCGAAUGAAUUAACAUCUUGGGCCUUUCAUUUACACGCAUACCUUCUGCAAGGGUUUUCUUUUUUCUUUUCUGUUUUUAAUCUUUUGUGUGUUUGUUUUCAUUUGGAUACCUCUACGUGUUUUUCUUGAUAUUUUUUUUCUUUGCAUUGUCCGCUGCAGCAUGGUAGAAAAGGGCAGCGUUAGGUUUGAAUACUGGCUGUUGCAUUCACCAUCAGCAGCAGGGCCUCGGCCGAAUCACUCCAUCUUUGAACCCUAUUGUGCAUCAUAGAAAAUGGGCAUAAUAAUACCGUUUACUCUGAGGACUAAAUGAUACAUUGCCCAUGAACUGAAUGGAACAUCAGAAGCUCAGAAAGAGAAUAGUUAUGGUCCCGACAUCUGCUAACUGCAAGCUGGAGAACCAAGGAAGCUGGUGGUAUAAUUCAGUCUGAAGCUGAAGGUCUGAGAACCAGAAAGAGAUUGAGGUGCUGGUGUCUGAAGGCCAGAAAGCAGGAGGAGAUGACAUCCCAGCUCAAGAAGAGAGAGCAGGUUCACUGACAAGAUCAUACCAACCAGAUGAAUCCAGCAAAUCACUCCCAGGUGACAGGAUUUGUUCUGCUGGGGCUCUCUCAGGUUUGGGAGCUUCGAGUUUUUUUCUUCACUGUUUUCUCUGCUAUGUAUUUUAUGACUGUAGUGGGAAACCUUCUUAUUGUGGUCAUAGUGACCUCUGACCCACACCUGCACACGACCAUGUAUUUUCUCUUGGGCAAUCUUUCUUUCCUGGACUUUUGCUACUCUUCCAUCACGGCACCUAGGAUGCUGCUCGACUUGCUCUCAGGCAACCCUACGAUUUCCUUUGGUGGAUGCCUGACUCAGCUCUUCUUCUUCCACUUCAUUGGAGGCAUCAAGAUCUUCCUGCUGACUGUCAUGGCGUAUGACCGCUACGUUGCCAUUUCCCAGCCCCUGCACUACACGCUCAUUAUGAAACAGACUGUCUGUGCGCUCCUCAUGGCAGCCUCCUGGGUAGGGGGCUUCAUCCACUCCAUAGUACAGGUUGCAUUGACUAUCCAGCUGCCAUUCUGUGGGCCUGACGAGCUGGACAACUUUUAUUGUGAUGUGCCUCAGCUGAUCAAAUUGGCUUGCACAGAUACCUUUGUCUUAGAGCUUUUAAUGGUGUCUAACAAUGGCCUGGUGACCCUGAUGUGUUUUCUGGUGCUUCUGGGAUCCUACACAGCACUGUUAGUCAUGCUCCGAAGCCACUCACGGGAGGGCCGCAGCAAGGCCCUGCCCACCUGUGCCUCUCACAUUGCUGUGGUGACCUUAAUCUUUGUGCCCUGCAUCUACAUCUAUGCAAGGCCUUUUCGGACAUUCCCCAUGGACAAGGCAGUGUCUGUGCUAUACACAAUUGUCACCCCCAUGCUGAAUCCUGCCAUCUAUACCCUGAGAAACAAGGAAGUGAUCAUGGCCAUGAAGAAGCUGUGGAGGAGGAAAAAGGACCUUAUUGGUCCCCUGGAGCGCAGACCCUUACCUUAGCAGAGGCAGUGACCUGAGAAUCUGAAAGAUGCUUCAGGGUAUUAGCCUGCUGGAUAGGACCCUCAAAGUAGACAAAACUCUAUGCCUAUUGCUUCUCCAUUGUUCUUAACCUCAAUUAGGUUCUGGUGACCUGAACUCUUAGCCACAAUAGAAGAUGGGAUGAGUGUCUUAGAACUGCUUCUAAGUGCCUCCUAGAUAAAAAGUACCAAGUUCUAUGCAGAAGUACUGUUUGGCUCAGAGACCACCUUCCCAGGUAAGAAUGAUGUUGGCAUUGCUGAGAAAGUUUCAACUAGUAAAUCUGGUGUCUUUUUCCUGAUGUCACUUUUUGGACACAAAAUACAUUGGAAGACCUUAUAAUAUUUUUAAAAUUCUUUGAGGCAGGGGUCCUCUUGAAAUAUUGGACCCUGAGUCCCAAUGGAGACUGAUGGAUUGAUUGAAUGUUCGCCAAUGAAGAAAAAGGAAAUUACCUUGGGCAAACCACUUUCUUCUUCAUAGUUUCCUAGGGUCACUGUUGUUGCUAUCAGUGUCAUCAUCAUCAUCAUCAUAUAAAUAACAUUUAGUUAGAACUUACGAUGUUCCAGACACAUCCAAAAACCAGGUGAUUUACCUUUAUUAUUUAUUUUAAUUUUCUCAAAAUUCUUAGGAGGUAGGUAUCAUCUUUACUUUAAACAUGAGUCAAUUACAAGUUAGAGACGUUAAAUAACUUACUUAAGGCUCCAGAGCUUGUUUUCUGGAAUCCAACCCAAGUCUAUACAACGUCAGAGCCCAAGUGCUCAACAAUACCUAAAACUUCUUAUAGAUUCUAAGGAUCUGUGGGUUUAUGUCAUCAUGGAUAGAGUUUAUAUCAUCGUGAGUUAUACUGACAUCAUAGAUAGACUUGGUGUUGGAUUCAUUUUUAAAAAUAUGACUUGGUCAUUCACUCCCUUACAACCACUCAGAGGCUUUCCAUUGCCAUAAAAAAAAUCCACAUGACUGUUAUAGAUAAGAUGUUGUCUGACCUGGCUUCCACCCACCUCUCCAAUCUCACUUCUCUAACUCCACUCUUUUCUAACUCUCUAUUUACAUUUACUUCUGUCAGUCUCUCCUUACUUCUUGAGUUUGCAAAUACUCUUUGCUACCUCUGAGACGCUCUUCUCUUCAUCCUUGCCUGGCAAACUCUUGCUCAAUCUCAAUCCUGGGUCUAAAGGUCUCUUCCUCAAAGACGUGUUCGCUGAUCUUUAAUCCAAAUUAAUUUGUCCUUAUUAGUUUAACAAAACUCAAAAAUAUUUAUCACAGAUUUCAAUUACAUACUGAUUUAUGAAUUUAUUUAUUAAUAUAUUUCGUCAGUCAUCACCCACUAUGCUCUAAAUUCUAUAAAAGAAAGAACCAUGUUUAGCUUACUUAAUACUGUAUUCUCCAAGCCUAGCACCACAGCCUAGAUGAGGGUGCAGCAACAUAGGCGCCUCAUGUCAACACUGAGUAAGGAUUUACUAUUGAGUUUGUAAGUAGCCUGACCCUGCACUUACACUCCCCUGAAAGUGCAUGUCUCUUUAAAAUGUAUUCUGUAGACAUCUCCCUUGGUUCACCCUAGUUGGAGCCUUGCCUGGCACAGUGUCUGAAACAUAUUAGAGAUUUAAUAAUAUUUCUUAAAGGAAUGAUUAAAUGAUUGUUGCCAUAUUUGAGUUUGUUAGUAGAGUUUGACUUAGGAAUUAGGGCUAUCCAAAUGUUUCACUGGUCUUAACAUUCUUCCUUUAUGAGAUUCCUAUAGGAGCUGCUAGUUACAUAGGGAGCAAUAACAAACGUGAAUCAGAGAACCAUUUAUUACUGCAGCCAGAAUUGGAUUUUCUAAUAAUGCAGAGGUUCUGGUUAAUUUUAUUUGCAAUACCCAGUCUAGUUUGGAAGACCUCAGAGGCCCUCUUACUCCCCACUGAGCUCCAAAUUUGAAUCUCCGUAUUUCAGCAUCUUCUGAUUGACUACAUGACACAGGAGACUGAUGCAGUAAGAAAAGUGUU